GAUUAAAUAAUUGGAUCAGUUGAGUAAAAAAUGAAAGAAAAGGGAAAUAAGUGUGAUCUGAAACGUAUGGGUCUUUAUGUGUAAUUGUUGUGCUCUAUAUUUUUUAAUGUGUGGUAUUUGUCGUGUCUUCCGUGGUCGUGUGGCACCUCUCGUAUUUUUAUGUUGAAUGCGUGGUUUGUGCACUCGCAUAUGAUUUUUGUAUAGUUGUGUGGUAUUUGUUCAAUUUUUGCGGGCAAUGUGAUUUCUGAGUGGUGCGUGUAUACGUGGAAUCGUGCACAAGAAAUCUAUCGAUGUAUGAUCGGACAUUAAUUUGUCGUAAUAAUAUAUACAUAUGCUUGUACACAUAUACGUAAUUUCUUAGUUAAAUAGAGCCGCGAGGAGUUCCACCAGUGCGGUAUUUACCGGCACGUGUGCUGCAUGGAUUGGCUAUCAUCGUAUUUGCCUUCGUUAAUAUGAUUUUUAUCGCAAAAUUAGAGAUGUGGUUAACUAUACUUUUUCCUUUGUUACUUUUGUGUACAACGCGUCUCGAAGCAGACAAGAGGGUUAAUAAGUAUGUGACGACCUUAAUAGAUGCAAAAUGGAAGGAAACACCUUUGGCACUCGAGGCAGCAGAGUAUCUAAGUGAUGAAAAUCCCACCUAUUUUUGGAAAUUUGUAGAUACCUUUGCAAAUUACACUUUUGGAAAUGAGAAGGAUAACUAUGAUGUCAUUGUUGCAUUUGCUGAAGAGUAUUUAUCUCCCAUGGAAGUGGCAUUACUCAAAUUGGGAUUGUCUUUACGUAUUUAUUCAGCUCGAGUAGAAAUGUUUACCCAAAUGGCAGAAAACAAAAAUCUUUCCAACUUUGAUUGUUAUAAUGUAGUCGAUGUAGGUGGAAAAUAUACUUGUUCUGUAGAAGAAUUGGAACAGAUAAUCAGCCAAGAAACUUGGUCUAAUCCUGAUACUUACAGUGUAGACCAUCGUUAUCAUAUGUCCCAUCAAUCUGAAAAAGUUAUUAUAUUAUAUGGUCAAAUUGGAACACCAACAUUCACAGAUUUUCAUAAUAGAUUAAAACAUCUCGCUGAAAAUCAUGGUAUCACUUAUAUUUUGCGACAUUAUUUGAAGGACAGAGCAGAGAAAAACGUGCGUUUGUCAGGAUAUGGCGUGGAGUUACAAAUGAAGUCUACAGAAUAUAAAGCAACAGAUGAUUCAGAUAUUAAAGAUAAUACCGGGAAAGAUUCCGAAACGUCUAGCGAUAAUAUGGAAGAAAUAGAUGGAAUUAAUUUCGUAACUUUAAAAAAUUUGUAUCCCGAUAAGCACGAGGAGUUGGAUAAAUUACAGAUUCACUUGCUCGACUCCAGUCACGAAAUUGGCGCAUUGAAAGUGUGGCAGUUUCAAGAGUUAAGUCAUCAGGCAGCCGAGAGAAUUAUGAAUUCUCCUACGAAUGAGGCUAUAAAUGUUUUGACCGAUAUUUCUCAAAACUUUCCGAUGCAAGCAAAAUCUUUAAUUAGAACAAAAGUAAAUACCGAAAUGAAGAAGGAAAUGAAACUCAAUCAAGCAAUAUUUUCCGCUAGUUUGAAUAUACAACCCACGGAUACUGCACUCUUUAUUAACGGGUUGUUUUUCGAUUUGGAGGCUGUGGAUGUACUCGGUCUUCUCGAAUCGCUGAGAAGCGAAUUGAGAGUAAUGGAGUCUCUCCGUAAAAUCGGUUUUAGUAAUACAAAGAUGAGCAAAUUACUGGCGCUAGAUUUAUCCACUAAUAUGGAUAAGCAAGAGUUCGCGAUAGAUAUAAGAGAUUCGGCUGUAAUUUGGGUGAACGAUAUUGAACGGGAUUCAACUUAUUCUAGGUGGCCGUCGUCGUUAACAGAAUUGUUAAGGCCAACCUUUCCUGGAAUGCUUAGAAAUAUUCGAAGAAAUUUGUACAACUUGGUAUUGCUCAUCGAUCCACUAAGUGCAGAUUCCAACCCUGUAAUCACUCUAGCACAAUCUCUGUAUUUACAUGCAGCACCAUUGCGCGUUGGUUUUGUUUUCGUAACGAAUUACGACACCUCCAUAACUGGUCUAACGGAUGCCAGUGUCGCGGUGAAUAAUGCGUAUCAUUAUUUCGCGGAGACCAAAGGAUCGGAUCACGCCUUACAGUUUUUAAUAGACUUAGGAAAUUACAUCGGACCGGAUGGUCCCGACGUAAACGACGUGAAGAAAGCUAUAAGGGCGCAAGAUUCUUCGGCUAAUAUCAAUUACAUUCUUGGCGAGGAGUCCGAAUACGACAUAGGACGUCAUUUAGCUAGCGAUUUCGUGAAGCGAUCCGGGUUUAAGAAAUUCCCUCAAGCUUUGAUGAAUGGCAUUCCUUUGUCCUCCGACCAAUUGAACGCUAAUUCCUUCGAGGAAGCAGUUCUAUCUCCCAUCAUGUCGCAAACUCCUGCGCUACAGAAGGCGGUGUACCGCGGCGAGAUAAUGGAGGGAGACGAUGUGGUCGACUACAUUAUGAAUCAACCCAACGUUAUGCCACGUUUAAACGAGCGAAUAUUGAAAGCGGAGAAGCACACGUGGUUGAAUCUGAUCGGUACUGUACCCAACGACGAAGAUUAUACAAAAUGGAGUCCUCAAGAUUUAUCAACGUGGUUAAUGAAUAGACUGCGUUACGUGUUUGUACCUCGGCGUACGAGUGUUCACCAUUUAUACUCUUUUUGGGUGGUGACAAAUUUAAAUGAUCCAGCGGGCAGACAAUUGCUACGCGAGGCCCUUGAGUACAUAGAAUCGAAUGCCGAUGUCAGAGUUACGGUGAUUAUUAAUUCGCCGACUGAUGAAAAUGUCGACGGCACGAGCGACAUCAAUAAGAUAGUGUUGGCUGCCUUGAACGGUUUGCCUAUAGACAAAGUUAUGCGUUUCAUUCGUAAGGUGAUCCAGGAAGAUGUUGCUCGUCUUAUCGCCGACGGUAAAUUUGAUAUAGAAGAAGAAGGCGUGCGAGAAAACUUGAAAAAACAAGACGACGAAUUGUCGUUUCAUCGGGUGUAUGUUAAAACAGUGUUGAACUUGGAAAAAGGAGCUAGAGCGAUUGUAUGCAACGGAAGGUUAAUUGGUCCCCUAGAAAACAACGAAGAAUUCACGAGCGAAGAUUUUUCGUUAUUAGAAAGGUUUAGCCAAAACAGUUACGGCGAUAAAUUGUUCAACAAAUUAAUAAAAGGACAACUAUUCGAGGACGAUGAAUAUGAGAAAAACGAGAUCACAGAUGAUAUGAUCAUGAAGAUCACGUCCCUACUGGUAUCGCAUCCUCAAACGCGAAGUCGAUUCGACGUUCCUUUCCAUGGCGACGAUUACAGUGCCGUGAAGAUCCCAGCUGCAAAUCCCGACGAAGUCGUAUUCAAUUUGAUCGCCAUUGUAGAUCCUGUGUCUCGCGGCGCCCAAAGAUUGGGUCCUAUUUUGAGGACGUUACAGCAGUCGCUCAACUGCAACGUUAAAGUAUUUCUAAACUGUGUAGAGAAGAACAGCGACAUGGCUCUGAAAAGCUUUUAUCGGUUCGUCUUCGAACCUCAAUUACAAUUCACUGCCGACGGCUAUGUUAACGGUGCCAUGGCAAAAUUCACGAAGCUGCCGACUUCGUCCCUCUUGACGCAGUACAUUCAUGCCCCAGAAAAUUGGUUGGUAGAAGUAGUUAGAAGCGUUUACGACUUAGAUAAUAUUAAAUUGGACAAUGUUGCGAUGGGAGUGCAUAGCGAAUUCGAAUUGGAACAUUUGCUACUCGAAGGUCAUUGUUUCGAAGCAAUGAUCGGAAGUCCUCCUCGAGGGCUGCAAUUUACUUUAGGAACUGAGAGGCAGCCGUUGAUGGUGGACACUAUAGUGAUGGCAAACUUGGGAUAUUUUCAACUAAAAGCCAACCCUGGCGAAUGGGUGUUACGUCUCAGGCAAGGACGUUCGGCGGAAAUAUAUGAUUUCAAUACCGUCGGUGGGCAAGACGUUAUACAAAAUGGAAACGACGUUAAAGUUCUCAUAAGUUCACUGAGGAAUCACGUGUUAAAAGUAAAAGUCUCCAAAAAGCCUGACAAGGUUGGAAUGGACCUUCUAUCAGAGGAUGACGAGAAGAGCUCGGGCUUGUGGAACUCCAUUUCGAGGACAUUUACGACAACGGAGGACAACGACGAUCAGGAUGAGAAACUGAACAUCUUUUCCCUGGCCUCUGGUCAUUUGUACGAAAGAUUCCUGAAGAUUAUGAUGCUGAGCGUUAUUAAACAUACGAAGAGUCCCGUCAAAUUCUGGUUUUUGAAGAAUUACCUUUCGCCAACGUUAAAAGACUUUUUGCCGCACAUGGCAAAGGAGUAUGGUUUCGAGUACGAACUCGUGCAGUACAAGUGGCCUCGUUGGCUCCAUCAACAAACCGAGAAGCAGAGAACGAUAUGGGGUUAUAAAAUACUAUUUCUGGAUGUGCUUUUCCCUCUGAACGUUAAGAAGAUUAUAUUCGUCGACGCCGAUCAGGUGGUGAGAGCGGAUUUGAAAGAACUGGUAACGAUGGAUCUUGGCGGCGCUCCGUACGCGUACACACCGUUCUGCGAUAGCAGGAAGGAAAUGGACGGAUUCAGGUUUUGGAAGCAAGGCUAUUGGCGAAAUCAUUUGCAGGGCCGCGCUUAUCAUAUCAGCGCGUUGUACGUAGUGGACUUGAAACGAUUCCGACGCAUCGCUGCUGGAGAUAGACUGAGAGGGCAGUAUCAAGCGUUGAGUCAAGAUCCAAACAGCUUGUCCAAUCUCGAUCAAGAUCUGCCCAAUAACAUGAUUCAUCAAGUAGCUAUUAAAACGCUACCGCAGGAGUGGCUGUGGUGCGAAACUUGGUGCGACAAUAAUUCCAAGAAGUACGCCAAAACCAUAGAUUUGUGUAACAAUCCAAUGACCAAGGAAGCUAAACUACAAGCAGCGGUGCGUAUAUUGCCGGAGUGGGUGGGGUACGACGAAGAAAUAAAGGCUUUGCAGCAGAAAGUGGAAAACGAAAAUAGACAAACGGAGAAGGAAGAGCACGAGACGUUUAAAGAGGAGAGUACCACAGAAUCCGAGAAGCAUGAAGAGCUCUAAACGAGGUCGAUGCAAAGCGUAAAAAGGUAUUGCAAACAGUUCAGGUAACUGAAAAUGUUUAGAAAAAUUAAAUCAAUUUUCGAAGUUGCUCGUCAACGACGUUGCAACGUUGUUAUCUCGCGAGGUGCACCCGAAUAAAAACGCGCGUUUUCAAAAUUUCGUUAUCUAUUUAUAAUCGCCGUGCAAUUGGUUCUUUCCUUUUUUUUUUCAAAGUUUUAAACGUUCACUUGCCGAAAAAUAAUAAAAUAUUGACCAAUAACCGAAGAGGUCGGUGAGCAUUUUUCUACGGGACGAUAGUACGAAACGGAAAGAUAAACGUCGCCGAAGGAUCGAAUUUUACUCGAAUAGACGAUAAACGCAACUUUACCUGUAAUAUUGCAAACGAUUCGGUCAUUGAACACAUUAACCGAUAAUCGCAGUAUUAUAGUUGAUCGUGGACACGAAACAAUGUCUGUAAUGUGAACGCGAUUGUGAUUUUGUAUCGUCUACUUAAUACUUAUAAGAAAUAAAC
Hylaeus volcanicus is the source of this 5544-nucleotide messenger RNA. It is a transcript of the gene Uggt, whose product is annotated as UDP-glucose:glycoprotein glucosyltransferase. The record is from RefSeq and is a predicted model, not a curated record. Bases 453 to 5033 code for a protein of 1526 amino acids. The transcript has 22 exons. Gene Ontology annotation, molecular function: UDP-glucose:glycoprotein glucosyltransferase activity. Gene Ontology annotation, cellular component: endoplasmic reticulum. NCBI's taxonomy places the organism in Eukaryota, Metazoa, Arthropoda, Insecta, Hymenoptera, Colletidae.